Molecule: messenger RNA, 657 nt
Organism: Tremella mesenterica DSM 1558
Lineage: Eukaryota; Fungi; Basidiomycota; Tremellomycetes; Tremellales; Tremellaceae
Exons: 1
Coding region: 252-557 (101 amino acids)
Source: RefSeq, a predicted model, not a curated record
CAUCAGAUCUUUAUCCUCAACCGCAAACUUCUUCCACUGAACAAUCUCAAAAUUCAAAUGUCCAAUCUCAAAAUCUAAAUGUCCAAUCUCAAUCUCAUCCAGUACAAUCAAAUCAUCAGUCUCAGAAUCGAUAUCCUGAUCAAGCUCGAAUCCAACAUACAAUCCUUCCAGAUCAAUCACAACAAACUCAAUACAACACAUUCGAUUUCACUCUUGCACUCGUCAAUCCAGCUCCAUCAGAUAAAGUAACCAUGGAUGAUUUUUUCCCUAUAGUCAGUUCUUACCUCGGUACAAUCCCAAUACCACCAUUGUCUUCUUUCCCCGAUUCUCAAUCACACGUCACACAAACGGAAAGUUUAGCGAACAGAAAUCAACAUAGUCCUUUUGGAGAUGAACAAGAGGAUAGAACUUCACACAUAGUUGGACAGAGACAAGACGAAGGGAUGAACUCUACUGAAUUAUGGGCAAGGUUACAAACGUUUUACGAACCUACACCCGCUUCUUGGGGACAAGGUGCGGUUCCUUUUGUUACGUAUGAUGGACAAGGUAUGUUUUAGAUGAUAUCUAAAGUGUGGGGGAAAAGGAAGGGUAUUGUAGCUUUUUAUACGAUCUGUCAGUGUAGAUGAUAUUAAUAUGUUAUAUAUAAUAUAUAUAUAU